AUGACGCGGGAUGGAUGGAACCGUUGCCUGGAAUUCAGACGCCUUGUGAACGCCAUCUUGGCUCUAAUGUCAGUAAAACAUGAAAUAGGGAUCAGGUCACAAGACGCCAUUUUGGCUCACCAGCUUCCUGGCCGACAGAUUUGUGGAACUCGGAGGGACCAUCAUCCGACUAGCGGUGGAUGUAACGUUCUGGGUGUUGGAUACAAUUUCAGCGUUCACAAGCCACACGAGGCGCACCCGACGGCGUUGUCACUGACAUGAACGUGGAUGUCUUGCAUUCGAGUUCGACAAGGCUGGAUUAUCCAUACAUAAGAGACAGUAUGGUGGGUUAAGCCGUUUGAGGUACUGGGCGUACACAGCGCAAUCAACACAGGAGCAAACCGGCCAUUCUGGCGUCAGCUAUCCCAGUAACCCAGAAAGUCAGGCGUUUUUGAUACCACCAUUAGCUCGCGGUGAAGCUUAGCUCCUUGGUAUGGACUGGAAGACUUGGCGGAUGACAAAUACUUUGCACUAAUAAUGCUGACCCGAAUCAUGCAAUUGUUUCCCCGCAAAGGAGGAAAAUCUCCACCCCCUGCGGUCUGGUCUGUGGUUACUGUUCAGCUAGCCCGCUAGCGAGCUAGCCAGCCCGCUCAGCACCAGAGAAGGUGGGGUGGGCGAACUUGGACUCUGGAGUGACCACUGCUCUUCUUUUCACUGUAAUUGAGGCUUACACAUUACCAGGUGUCAACGAUUUGUGAUAAUACGAGCCCGUGCACACCCUUAACUGUUGCAAAGGGGCUAUCUCUGCAGAGAGCAUCCCCCUUUACCUUUAAACCAUGGCGGACGACGACGUGCUCUUCGAGGAUGUCUACGAACUGUGUGAAGUGAUUGGCAAGGGACCCUUCAGUGUGGUUCGCCGCUGCAUCAAUAGGGACACAGGCCAGCAGUUUGCUGUAAAGAUCGUUGAUGUGGCCAGUUUCACCUCCAGCCCCGGCCUCAGCACUGAAGAUCUGAAGCGGGAGGCCAGCAUCUGUCACAUGCUGAAACAUGCUCACAUCGUGGAGCUGCUGGAGACGUACAGCUCUGAUGGCAUGCUGUACAUGGUCUUUGAAUUUAUGGACGGAGCUGACCUCUGUUUUGAAAUUGUGAAGAGAGCCGAUGCUGGGUUUGUGUACAGUGAGGCUGUGGCCAGCCACUACAUGCGGCAGAUUUUGGAGGCACUUCGCUACUGUCACGACAACAACGUGAUUCACCGUGAUGUCAAGCCUCACUGUGUGCUGCUAGCCUCGAAGGAGAAUUCUGCUCCAGUCAAGCUGGGAGGCUUUGGAGUGGCGAUACAGCUUGGAGAGUCGGGGCUGGUUGCUGGAGGUCGUGUCGGCACUCCCCACUUCAUGGCUCCAGAAGUUGUCAAGAGAGAGCCAUAUGGCAAACCAGUGGACGUGUGGGGAUGUGGGGUUAUCCUUUUCAUCCUUCUGUCUGGCUGCCUGCCUUUCUACGGCACAAAGGAUCGCCUUUUUGAGGCCAUCAUUAAGGGCAAAUACAAGAUGAACCCACGUCAGUGGGCCCACAUCUCAGAGAGUGCCAAAGACCUGGUGAGGCGUAUGCUGAUGCUAGACCCUGCAGAGAGGAUCACUGUUUACGAGGCUCUCAACCAUCCUUGGCUGAAGGAAAGGGACAGGUACGCCUACAAGAUCCACCUGCCUGAAACGGUGGAACAGCUGAGAAAAUUCAACGCAAGGAGGAAGUUGAAGGGUGCAGUGCUGGCUGCUGUAUCAAGUCACAAGUUUAAUUCCUACUACGGAGACCCUCCUGAGGAACUACAUGACUUUUCAGAAGACCCAACCUCCUCAGGACUGCUCGCUGCAGAAAGGGCAGUAUCGCAGGUUUUGGAUAGCCUUGAAGAGAUUCAUGCUUUGACGGACUGUAGCGAGAAAGAUAUGGACUUUCUCCACAGUGUAUUCCAGGAUCAGCAUCUCCACACCCUGUUGGAUUUGUAUGACAAAAUCAACACCAGGUCAUCUCCACAGAUUCGAAAUCCUUCCAGUGAUGGAGUGCAGCGAGCCAAAGAAGUACUGGAAACAAUCUCCUGUUAUCCAGACAACGCAGAGGCGAAGGAGCUGAGGAGGAUCCUUACACAGCCACACUUCAUGGCUCUGCUGCAGACCCACGAUGUGGUGGCCCAUGAAGUUUACAGCGACGAGGCGCUGAGGGUGACCCCGCCGCCGACUUCCCCUUACCUGAACGGAGACUCGCCAGACAGCACCAACGGUGACAUGGACCUUGAGAACGUUACCAGAGUUCGCCUAGUGCAGUUCCAGAAGAACACAGACGAGGCCAUGGGCAUUACUCUUAAAAUGAACGAGCUCAACCACUGCAUCGUAGCCAGAAUCAUGCACGGUGGAAUGAUUCAUCGACAAGGGACUUUGCAUGUAGGAGAUGAAAUCAGAGAGAUUAAUGGCAUCAGUGUCGCCAAUCAAACUGUAGAACAGCUCCAAAAAAUGCUGAGAGAGAUGAGGGGAAGCAUCACGUUCAAGAUUGUACCAAGUUACAGGUCCCAGUCCAAGUCUUGUGAGUUUGUGUUGCAGAAAGAGUCACCAGAUUUAUCUCAACAUUCGGCUGCGAAUGGUCAUGCAAGCGUCACCAGUUCCAUCCUGGAUCUACCAGCAACAAUUCAGCCCAAAGGUCGUCAGAUCUCCAGACCUGCUAUCAAGGACAAAUUGUCCAUCAAGAUCUAUGUCCGUGCUCAGUUUGAGUACGACCCGGCAAAAGAUGACCUCAUACCUUGUAAAGAAGCAGGCAUACGCUUCAGGGUGGGUGACAUCAUUCAGAUUAUCUCCAAGGAUGACCACAACUGGUGGCAGGGGAAGCUGGAGAAUACUAAGAAUGGCACAGCAGGCCUCAUCCCUUCGCCAGAGCUGCAGGAGUGGCGUGUGGCAUGUAUAGCAAUGGAGAAGACCAAACAGGAACAGCAAGCCAGCUGCACGUGGUUUGGCAAGAAGAAAAAACAGUAUAAAGACAAGUACUUGGCCAAGCACAACGCAGUGUUUGAUCAACUAGAUCUGGUCACAUAUGAGGAGGUGGUAAAACUGCCCUCUUUCAAGAGGAAAACACUGGUUUUGCUCGGUGCGCACGGCGUUGGCAGGAGGCAUAUCAAGAACACGCUUAUCACUAAACACCCCGACCGCUUCGCCUACCCCAUCCCUCACACGACUCGGCCUCCAAAGAAGGAUGAGGAAAAUGGAAAGAACUACUACUUUGUGUCUCACGACCAGAUGAUGCAGGACAUCAGCAACAACGACUACUUGGAGUAUGGCAGCCAUGAGGAUGCCAUGUACGGAACCAGGCUGGAGACCAUCAGGCAGAUCCACACUCAGGGCAUGAUCUCCAUUCUAGAUGUUGAGCCGCAGGCGCUAAAGAUCCUCAGGACAGCUGAGUUUGCUCCGUUUGUCGUCUUCAUCGCAGCUCCGACUAUAACACCGGGCAUGACCGAGGUUCCCAAGUGGUGUCGGAAACUGCCUGACGACUCCCUGCAGCGGCUCCAGCAAGAGUCGGAGAUGCUGCAGCAAACGUAUGCUCACUACUUUGACCAGACCAUCAUUAACAACGAGAUAGAUGACACAUUGCGUCUGCUGGAGGAGUCUGUGGAGCUGGCGUGCAACACCCCUCAGUGGGUCCCAGUGUCCUGGGUGUACUGACACACUAACAAGAGGAGCUCAGCUCACCCAAGCAUCCACAGACCCUCCUGAACGGAAGGUGCAAUCACCUGGAAUGUCGUAUGAUCAGAAUCCUGUAUUUGUGUAGACGAAUUGUUGCUAUAAGAAGACAAGAAGUAACUGUGCCACUUCAUGAAGGGUCCUUUUAUCUUUCAACGGUCUUGCAGGCCUUAAUGUGUACAUAUAUACAUAUCUAUCUGCAAUGAUAUAAAAGAUAAAAAAAAAAAUGUUAAGUGAAUACAGUUCUGUCUUACAUAGUCGAAGGCUAGGCGGGGGUGUGUUCUAUAUUUUGUACUUUUCUUUUUCUAAGUGAUGGAUGACUGCUCACACUCACAAGGCAAUAGCAAGCAUGACCUUCAGCAGGUGGAACCGCGUCCAGACCAGCUGAACUUUGAAGCACAUUCGAAGCUGCCACAGUGGGCACAAGUCGCUGGACUCCAAAAAGGCAACACAAAGCACAGGAAACUUGGCAGUUUCGUUCUCGCACCCUCUUAUUUAUUCCACCAUUGUGUUAAAAGGAGCAGUUUGUCAAGGCUCAUAUCCCACCCCCAACCUACGAUCGUCUUUGUUUACAUCGGAAUUUGCACAAGAAAGGACCAUGAAGAACAUGCGUAGCGCAUCUAAUUUUGGGUUUGUGUGCCAGUACCCCUCUCCUCACAUGGACUGUUCUCUGAAAGAGAACGUGGAAGAGAAAAUAAACUGCCUUAGUGAGGCGUGGGGAAUAAGUCAGUAACAUCUAUGCACCCCAGUCUCUCUUUGACAGACCAUCACGGCCAUUGUUUUCCCAAACUACAGUACAACGACUGCUACUCACCACACUACCACUCCUAGUUGAGGAGCCAAGCCUGUGUAGUAGAAGAGGGUAGGACUUCAUGUAGGUUGGACCUAUCCAAUGUCCGAGCUGAUUUUUUAUUUUUUUUUUGGUACUUAACAGUCGUGUUAAAACAAAUGACAAUUAUUCUUGUUCGGAGAGUGAGUUACACAAAACAACAAAAAAAACAUUUUGUGUGUAAAUGUUUCAGUGGCGCGUAUGUCAAAUUUGAGUGAACUACAAAGAGCCAGUGUUUAAUAGUGUUGAAAAAGAUGCUCGGUGUGUAACACGAUGUUGGCGCUUUACCAGAAGUAGCACAAUGCUGCCUCGUCAUCACAAUUUUUUUGUUAGUGCGGUUGCUUUUCUGUGCCUCUUCAUGUAAAGUGUUCUCAUAUCAAGUUGUGUAUAAAUGACUUCUGUAAAUGUCCAAAACAGCUCUUGUGUAUGACAUGUCAUUUUUUGUUAUUCCAUUUUGUAAAGAAAAAAAUAUAUAUCUUGAAUUGAAUGUGUGAAAGUAUAGAGACCUGUCUUCCUCGUGGCUUGGGCCGUGCGACCCAUUGGGAAUGCAGACGUCCAUGUUGAUACACGCAAUUGAGUGAAAAGGGAGAGUAGUUAGUAUUAUAAUGAGAACACGCGGAGCAGUCA
Dunckerocampus dactyliophorus (ringed pipefish) is the source of this 5148-nucleotide messenger RNA. RefSeq names its product peripheral plasma membrane protein CASK-like. The record is from RefSeq and is a predicted model, not a curated record. Gene Ontology annotation, molecular function: signaling receptor binding; protein kinase activity; ATP binding. Bases 816 to 3674 code for a protein of 952 amino acids. Gene Ontology annotation, cellular component: basolateral plasma membrane; plasma membrane; cell-cell junction. Gene Ontology annotation, biological process: regulation of neurotransmitter secretion; protein phosphorylation. The transcript has 29 exons. NCBI's taxonomy places the organism in Eukaryota, Metazoa, Chordata, Actinopteri, Syngnathiformes, Syngnathidae.